AUGGCUCCUCCGGCACAUUCAAAACCAAACAGGAAAAGAUUCACCGACAGAAAAGAGACAAAAACGGCCGAUAUCAAGAGAGCAUUAACUCAUCGGGCUAGAUUGAGAAAGAACUAUUUCAAGCUUUUGAAAAACGAAGGGCUUGAAGAACACCAGAGGCAAGAAGAAGGAAAAGAUGGAGACGGCAGUAGUGAUGGUAAUGAAGAUGAUGGAGAAGAAGAGAGUGACGGAACACUGCUAGCUAGAGUGAAACUGAAACUGAGACUGGAAAAACCAAACAAGGCCCAGCCCUUCAAUUACGCUGAACGAGCUGCACUAGCUAAACAACGCAAAGCAGAACAAAGGCAAGCUAAAUUGGCAACGGUGCAAGAACGGAUCAAAAACAUUGAAAAACAGCGGCAGAUCCGCGAAUUGAAGAAACUGCAGUUGAAACAAAAGACCAAAUACGGCCAACCGGUCAUGGGUCCUCGCAUCAAUAAUCUACUAGAGAAAAUCAAAAAGGAUAACCAGUGA
This is a messenger RNA of Lodderomyces beijingensis, 513 nucleotides long. NCBI's taxonomy places the organism in Eukaryota, Fungi, Ascomycota, Pichiomycetes, Serinales, Debaryomycetaceae. The record is from the annotation of a GenBank genome assembly.